Daphnia pulex (common water flea) is the source of this 1501-nucleotide messenger RNA. RefSeq lists its product as uncharacterized. The transcript is spliced from 2 exons. The record is from RefSeq and is a predicted model, not a curated record. The coding region runs from base 39 to 1343 and encodes 434 amino acids. NCBI's taxonomy places the organism in Eukaryota, Metazoa, Arthropoda, Branchiopoda, Diplostraca, Daphniidae.
UUCUGUCACUCUUUGUUCAGCACGUAUACCAGGAGAAGAUGGCCUCUGCUAUUCUAACCAGUGUUGCAGCCAGCGACGAAUUUAGAAAACAUGAAAUCAAUGACGUAACAGACUGGAAUGAUUUUAUUGCUGCGGCCUCCAAGAGCGUGGCUUUCAUGGGCAAAGUGUUGAUUGCCGGAGCUCGAGUCCUAUCUGAUUUUGAAAUCGACCAGAUCGACAAAAAGAAAAUCCCUUUAAUUAAAAAUUCCAGGAGUUUCCAUUAUACUUUACUUCAAAUCAACGAGUAUUCCUACGAAGCCUUCGUGAAAGCUCACGAGAACAUGUUUGGGAUCCAGUUGACUGCGGGGAAAAUGCCUCGCUGCGUAGCAGAUUGCAUAGAGUACCUGAAAAGUGGAGAUAAGAAAGGCAUGAAGUAUUUAUUACAAAGUUCCUUAGAUGAAAUCAAACAAACGGCUGACGACGGAGCAACAAUUUCAAAAGAAGUUUGCGAUGCGUUUGAUUUGUUGGGUCAGCUGAUUGGACAAGUAAUCGAAGCCUUAAUGACAAGCCUCCGGGACGUCAACAAAAAAGAAAUUACAGACGAGAUUGGAGACGAAACCACAAGGAAACAGCAGAAAAACAUCUACCAGUUACAGCAGAAGAAACUUGAAGCAGCGGAAGAAAAUGUAAAAGAAAAAAGAAAAGAUUUGGACGACAUCGGCAAAUCAAAGUUGGGUAUUUGGCUUUCGUUUUUUCGCCACGAGUCUAAAGAAGAAUCACUUGAACAUGCCCGGCAAAUGUUGGAAGACGCCGAAAAUAAAUUGAAGAAAAUCAGGGAAAAAGUUCAGAACCAAAUCGAAAUGUACAAUGAAAAUAUUGAAAGUUGGAAACAUGUCCGAGUUGAUGUAGACAAAGCCUUAGACCAUAACGAAAUGCUUCAAAUUCUCAAUGAUGGUUUGAAUUACCUCGGCCAGUACCAAGACAAAUGGUUGGACAUCCAUCGUUAUUUUAACAAGAUGAGCAAUGACUUGACUAAAGCAUUACUAACUGACUUUUCAGCCGAAAAAGUAGAGGGGCAUAAGGCAAUUGAAGAAUUGGAAAACUUCCUUCAAAUGACGUCAGAUGUCUGCGCCAAGAUGUAUCACUCCACCAUAAUGCACGCCAAAGCUUUCGACAAGUACAUCUUGAAGGGCAUAUUUGAAAUACAACCAAUGCUUUAUAUUCCCAGCGGUGAGAUUGAGGAAGCUCAAAUGAGGUGGCAAUUGUCUUGGGAGAAAGCGUCUAAUGGCAUUAAGGACAUGUACGAAAAGGACGCAAUACGAGAAAUAGAUAAACAAAAUUCUAGCACUGGGAAAUGCCAAUAAUUAGUUGGUUUGCAGUCCCAUAUCGACCUAGCCCUCCGGAAUUGGCCAACCAGUCAACUCGGAGACUCUCAACACAAACUUUGUCCAGCGCAGACUCUCAAAUUUCGUUUUCCAUUUCUUAUGAUAAACAAAGAAAAUAAAAGUCAGUUUUGCUCUAA